This is a messenger RNA of Diachasma alloeum, 1905 nucleotides long. RefSeq lists its product as uncharacterized. The record is from RefSeq and is a predicted model, not a curated record. Bases 167 to 1636 code for a protein of 489 amino acids. The transcript has 2 exons. NCBI's taxonomy places the organism in Eukaryota, Metazoa, Arthropoda, Insecta, Hymenoptera, Braconidae.
CCUCAUCAGAGUGUAAAGUUGGUGUCAACAAGGCCAAAUAAUUAUUUUUUUUUAAACAAAGUUUGACUUAUUCUAGUUGAAAAAUAGUUCAGGAACUCGAAUAUUUGUGGAUUAAAUCGAAUGAUUUAAUAGCCCUUUUGGUAACAUCCGAAACUACGGAAGAACAAUGUGGAAGUUGAUCCUACUGAUAAGCCUAUCAAUAGGCGUCUCUCAAAGUCAAUUGAACUUCGAGGGAAAUCCUCUCACCGAGAAUACCGACUACACAGCUGAAGAGUCGCAUUAUUCCCUGAGACAUGAUGCGGGUAAAUCGCAAAAGUUUGAUGAAACGAAUGACAAUGGAGUCGACACUUACCUGGCAGCGGCAAAUGGCCUGACUCACUCCGAUAAUCUCCCGAAAAAUAUUGAAGGCGGUAUGAUUGACGUGAGAUCGAUUGGGCCUCAGCCACAGCUCAUGAAUGUGAAUAAAGUGAAUCAAAUUCCGCGUACAAUGACCUUCGAUGUGUAUGACAAUCGCCCAGUGAAUGGUUACUCAAGUGCUUCUAUUAGCCUGAAUAAAACCAAGAUCAUAUCUCGACAAUUAUCCACAGAUCCCUUGGACACAUUUCUAAAUUCCAGAACACCCGAGGAAUCUCAAUUAGCCCUGGAUACAUACUUGAAGAGUCGUCACCAAUCAGAAAUCCAAGCAACUCGACAUCCUCAAACAGAAGUGCAGAAUAUUCAGAUGAUUAAUCCCAAUAAUCAGGAUAAUCAUAAUAAUCCGAACAUUCUGACGAAUGCACCUCAAUACCUCAGCAAUGGGUACACGAACAUAAAUACCUUAGAUAAUCCUCAGAAUAUUAAUCAAGCACAGUUACCUGGUAGUGCAGUGAUCCCUCAACAGAAUGGACAGAUCAUUAAUCCCCAAGUCUCUCAAACACAUCCAUUAGCGCCAACACGGCCUCAAAUGACUUUCCAGAGUAGACGAGACGUUAUACCAAUGGCCAGAAGACGACCCUUCUAUCAUCAUCGAGGUGUACCACGUUAUCGUGAUAGGUAUAAUGCGCAAUCGAGAAUUGGUCCUGGUUUUAUUUCACAAUCACCGCUAUCCGAACCUUUUGGACCUCAUGCUGGGCCACCGAUCUACCCUGGUGACAAGCCUAUUGAUGUAAUUUACACAAAGCCACCGGGUUUCGGUCACAGGCCACCUCCUAUCAGCAAUUCUCCAGUUCCUUACGAAGCCGCUAGUGAAUAUUUUCCAGAAAGUCAGCAUCCACCCGUUAAUAAAGACGUUUAUUAUUCGCAGUUAUGGGCGCAGUCUUACGAUCCCCAUUACUAUAAUUACAUCGCCAAGACAGGGAAAAUUAAGCCCUGGUUGUAUGGAAAACUUGGGAAGCAUGAGGACAAGGGAUUCUGGCAUGAGUUGUAUAUCAGUUUUAAGAAACAUGGGAUGAAGAAUAUGAUGAAUCCGAUGUUUUUACUCGGAUUAUCGAUCCCUGCAGUUACACUCAUGCUUAGUGCAAUGGUCGGGAAAAGAUCGCUUGGAAGAUCGGAUAAUGAUAGUAAUUAUUAUCUCAGUGAGGAGAAAAUUACGGAACUCGCUGAGAGAGUGCAAAGGGCUAUCGAGUGCUAUGAGAAUCAGACUGCGUGUUCACAGUAGAUGGAGAAAUUAGUUCUAAUGGAUACGAGCAAGGAUUUCAGCAAAAUCAUUUCGAUAUAGUGAUGUGGGGAUGUGAUGAGUGAUGUUUACUUGAAUGUCGGGGGCAUAUAGAUGGGGAUGAGGGAAUUUGUAUGCUCUGAUAACGUGUAAUCAUAUGCAGAACAUAUUUUUUUAAGACAAGAUGUAUUUUUUGAACAGGAUAGCCAAUGAAGGAUAACCAAGUACUUCGGCUAUUUUUUCUCCUAGUGAAAUGCUUUUCUAUUUUUGUA